AUGGCUGAGAAAGAAGCAGAUAUAAAUUUUACUGAGGAAAAUGCAAAUACGAUUGUGCCUGAUGGACAAGUAGAUGUAAAUGUAACUGAAGGAGGUUUAACUAAGACUGUGGAAAUAGAAGUAACCGAAGAUGAAACCGAUUUAAGUGCAGCAGAGGGCCGAAUAAACACCGGUGUGGAAGAAUCAGAUAUAAGUGUAACAGAAGAAGAUUCUGUGUUCGAGGAAGAUGCUGAAGUAUCUAUUCUUGCAGAGAAAGUUGAUGAAGCUGAGGACGAAUUAAAAGCUGAUGACGAAGAAGUAGAAGAAACUGCCGUUGAAGAAACCGAAAUAACUAACACUGAAGAAGAUAUAACUGUGACUGAAGCUGUGGUAAAUCUUGCUGGAGAAGAAGGAGAGGUUUCACUAGCAGAAAAAGAAGCCGAGGUAACUAUGAUGGAGGAAGUAACAGAACUUUCAGUAGCUGAGAACAUGACACAAGUAAAAGAAGAAGUACUUGUACCUGAAAAAGAGGCAGAGUUAACAGUGGACGAAGAAGUAGCAGAUGUUCUUUUGAGUGAGGAAGGAGAAGAAAGAGGAACUGAAGUAAAUAUUGAUGACAAAGAUUCCGAAGUAAAUGAGGUUGAAGAAGAAGUGGGAGUUACUCUGACAGAGCAGGAGGCAGAAGCGUCAGUGAUGGAGAGAGACACAGCAGAUGUUUCUAUGGCUGAUGAGGUAGCAGACGUUUUUAUGGAUAUGGUAAAAGAGGAAGAAUUAAUAACUAUGGCCGAUGAAGUAGCAGGUGUUUUUAUGAAAGAGGGAAAAGAGGAAGAGGAAAUAGCUACGGUCGAUGAGGUAGCAGAUGUUUUUAUGGAAGGGGAAAAAGAGGAAGGGGAAAUAACUGUGGCCGAUGAAGUAGAUGUUUUUAUUGCCGGAGAAAAGGAGGAAGAGGAAAUAACUAUGGCCGAGGAAGUAGACGAAGAAGAAAUGAAUUUAACUGCGGCUGAGGAAGAUACAGAUACAAAUGUGGCUGAAGAGGAGGCAGAAAUUACUGUGGCCGAAGAGAGCCCUGCAAUCGUAGUUGAUGAAGUGGCAGAUGAAUUAGGAGAGCAGUCUGCCCUAAUAGCUGACGAAGGCGAUGAUGCAACUGUUUUUGAAGAUAUCAGAGGAGAUAUUGAAUGUGAAGAGAAUGUAGGAGAGGUAGAUCACAAUUACGAAGGAAGAAAUGACUGUUUAGAGGGAAGCACAGAAAUUUUAGCUACGGACGGUGUAGAUCUUGGCGCGACGAAGGAUAUAGAGGAUAUCGAUGAAGAAACUGUGACUGAGGAUAUGCCAGAAUCAGUUUAUGAAGAAGAAAUUAAUAAAAACAAUUAUGAUGAUACAUUUUGUUCUUCAAUAGAUAGAAAAAUCACCGAUGGGACAAAGACGCAAAACUAUGAACUGGAUCCAGAUAAAGAUAUCGAUGAAAGUCACAAUGAGACGAUCGGCGAUCUACUAGGAAACGAUCAUGACCUAAGAGACAGAGACGAAGCAUCCAUAGUAUCCCACCAUGACAGCGACGGGGGCGAGUCUCUCUUGAUGAGUGAUGCCACGCUGGACACAACGGAGCCAGAGACCAAGGCGGAGUAUGAGGAGAUUUUGGACAGUGCGCUGGAAACGGAAAUCAAAGCAGAGUAUGAGGAGCUUAUAGGCAGUGAGAAGGAGACCAGUGACAGAGACACGUAUCAGGACAUGAUAGACAAGGUGGAAAGCAGCAUAGAAGAGAAGGUAUACGCACAGGCAGCGACAUGA
This is a messenger RNA of Penaeus monodon (black tiger shrimp), 1767 nucleotides long. Its product is annotated as probable inactive protein kinase DDB_G0270444. Lineage: Eukaryota; Metazoa; Arthropoda; Malacostraca; Decapoda; Penaeidae. The transcript is spliced from 2 exons. The coding region runs from base 1 to 1767 and encodes 588 amino acids. The record is from RefSeq and is a predicted model, not a curated record.